AUGAACCUACAUCUGGUAAACUUCAGACAACUGGUGUGUAAAUAUAUUGGAGAAUGCAAUGGUGAAACUGAUGAUGAAAGGGAGCCAACGGUAACAAGAGAAAGCACCGAGACAGAUCCUUUGAUGACAGAAAAUGUGGUUAAAUUGCCAUACGGAACAGAUGAAGACGACAUGGAAACUGGUACAUCUAGUUCUUCUGGAGAUUUACAUGAUGUCAAGAUUUGUGCAAUCUGCUUUGACAAGCCAAGAAAUUGCAUUUUUGUUCCUUGUGGUCAUUUUGUUACAUGUCAUGACUGUGGUUUAAGGAUCAAGGAUGAGGAGAACGAGUUGUGUCCAAUAUGUCGAAGACUAAUUAAAAAGGUCAAAAAACUGAUCAUUCCUUAG
This is a messenger RNA of Fraxinus pennsylvanica, 384 nucleotides long. NCBI's taxonomy places the organism in Eukaryota, Viridiplantae, Streptophyta, Magnoliopsida, Lamiales, Oleaceae. The record is from the annotation of a GenBank genome assembly.